AUGACUAGACGAUGUGAUACGGUUAAUGACGCCUACUUUUACGUGGCAUUGAAGUUACUGGGUUCAAAUGCAAAUGAGCCACACUACACCACAUUAGCCACACCAACCAGCCACACCAACCAGCCACACCAACCAGCCACACCAACCACAGGACAUUACACCACACCAACCACACCAACCACACCAACUUCACCACACCACAUAAACCACACUAGCUACGCUACACCAGCCACACCACACUACACCAACCACACCACAGGACAUACGUAUCGACACUGCAGACGGGAUGGAGCCUGGAAGAGGGACAGACGCAACAUGUCGAAAUCAGAUUAUACCGAGUGCUACUUCUCUCCUAUGUUUUGGCUGCGCACCUUCAUCCCAAUGGCUGUGAACGUGUUGAGCAUGGUCACUUUGAUACCCAGCAUCAUACUGUUCUCCGUAUUCAGAGACCUCCGUAGGCAGUUGCGCAUCCAGUUGCACAUCAACCUGUUCGUCUCUUUGCUGCUGGGCUGCGCUACCUCCAUGGGCUCCGGUCUCAUCAUUGAGAGGAGUCUCAAGGCCAACAGCUUCGAGGAGACCAUCAUCCACAACAAUCCUGUUUGGUGCCGGAUACACACACUCAUCCAGCUGUACUCCAAGAACUCAUCCUACAUGUGGAUGUUUUGUGAAGCAUCAAGUGGCGGAUCUAAGUGGGAGUUCAGGGCGCACCGAGUUCACGGUGACGGAUCUCAGGGCGCAUUCCCACUAAACCAUGAAAGAGAAAAAUACGGAAUAUCCCGUGUUAAAUCAAGUAGUAAACUAAAACUAACCAAAAGAGUUAUUAACUUGAGAACUUUAAAAACCAUUCCCCGAACUGGAAUGGGAAUUAGCAAAAAAGUCACAAAAUGUUCACAAACAAAUCGAGUCUGGUAG
This is a messenger RNA of Helobdella robusta, 912 nucleotides long. RefSeq lists its product as hypothetical. The transcript is spliced from 6 exons. Gene Ontology annotation, cellular component: plasma membrane. Gene Ontology annotation, molecular function: G protein-coupled peptide receptor activity. Bases 1 to 912 code for a protein of 303 amino acids. Lineage: Eukaryota; Metazoa; Annelida; Clitellata; Rhynchobdellida; Glossiphoniidae. The record is from RefSeq and is a predicted model, not a curated record. Gene Ontology annotation, biological process: cell surface receptor signaling pathway; adenylate cyclase-modulating G protein-coupled receptor signaling pathway.